Molecule: messenger RNA, 1014 nt
Organism: Drosophila nasuta
Lineage: Eukaryota; Metazoa; Arthropoda; Insecta; Diptera; Drosophilidae
Product: putative aminopeptidase NPEPL1
Exons: 1
Coding region: 1-1014 (337 amino acids)
Biological process (GO): proteolysis
Cellular component (GO): cytoplasm
Molecular function (GO): metalloaminopeptidase activity; manganese ion binding
Source: RefSeq, a predicted model, not a curated record
AUGGCCACGGAAAUUAAAUUCAAUGAAUCGCUAACGCGUAGCGAUCCGCAGCUGCAGCCCGUGUUGAUCAUUGGCCAGCUGCGUCAUCUCAAUCUGCUGAAGUUUGGCCAUUUGGCCAGCAAACUGGAGCCCCGUGUCACCGAGGAGACAUUCAAAAGUGCCAUUGCCUGCUUGCAUCCGGCACCAACGGACAAAUGCUCGUUGUAUCUGGAUGUGGCCACCGUUGCCGCCUUGCCAUUGAAGGCAUCCCGACAUAAUACCGCAUCGCGUGCACACUCGAUUACGCGUCUGGUAAAGAAUCAUGUGCUUAAUGUCAACGAGGAAAACGUCGUGUUGGUCUGCGAGCGCGAGAACAUCUUUGCCAGUGCCUGUGCUGUAGUCCGUGCCUUUCCUCUUUAUUCCCGUAAAACGGGCAGCGGGAGUGGGAACAAGACGCCCAAUGCUGGUGGAGAUGCUGAUGCCAAUCGUUCAGUGAUAAACGUGGAGUUUGUGGUCAUUGAUAAGGAUGGUUGCAUCGAGGAGAAACCACUGACUCAGGAUGAGCUCAACUGUCUGCAGGAGUCAGAGCGUAGCAUACGUUUGGCAGCACGCAUUGUCGACACGCCGUGCAACGAGAUGAAUGUAGACCAUUUCAUUGAGAAUGUGCGCGAAUUUGGCAAAGAGUUGUCUUUGGAGCCACAGAUCAUACGUGGCGAGGAGCUGAAGGAGCGCGGAUUCGGUGGCAUCUAUGGUGUAGGUAAGGCGGCAGCUGUGCCACCAGCUCUCGUUGUGCUCUCCCACGAGCCGAAAGGUGCCCAGGAGACCAUUGCGCUGGUGGGCAAGGGCAUUGUCUACGAUACUGGUGGCCUGAGCAUCAAGGGUAAAACUGCCAUGCCAGGAAUGAAGCGGGAUUGCGGUGGAGCUGCAGCUAUAUUGGGUGCCUUCUAUACGGCUGUCAAGUGCGGGUUCAAGGAUAAUUUGCACGCUGUCUUUUGCUUGGCUGAGAACUCUGUGGGACCAAAUGCCACGCGGUAA